GGCUGGAUUGAUGUAGAUAUCACAGUUGCUGGACAAACAACACGCCACCCAUGCAUCCUAGCACAAAAAUUCAAUCAAUUAAUAUUGUUGGGAACAGAUUUUCUGUACAAAACAGGAAUUAUAUUGGGCAUUCGUGGUGGAAGAUUAUGGCGAAAAGCAACACCACUCGACAAAUACCUAUUAAGUACAGAUCUUCAUCAUGCUGGUCGUUUGGAUGUUCCGGUUUAUGCCACAGAGAAACGAAUUCUUCCACCAUAUCACGAAACAUAUAUAUCCGUCCGCCCACCACUACAGUUUAGCUCGGACUCAUGGGAAGCUACUAAUAUAGCCACUCCCAGCCGUAUAUCCGUUGCUAAUUGUUUAGUGGUCGUCCACAACAAUUCAACAUCAUUAAAAAUAGCGAAUUUGACACCUGUUCGGCAAAUAAUCCAUAAAGGACAAAGAGUGACUGAUCUCGACCCAUGGUAUGAACAACGGACAACACCUUCAACAGGAAUUCUCGAUCCACAACAACAUCACCAACCGGCUGUCGAAAUUAAUGAUUAUAUUAAUCAAACAUGUGCAUCUGUUACGGAUUCUGUUAAUGUCGUCGAUUCUGAUGGAUACGCGAUUAGUAAUGAAGUUGAACUGAGCAACGGCGUUACGAAUAUUGGAAAUAAUCAUCAACGAAAUGAAACUGAUAAUAAUAAAAUGAACGAAUAUCCAUGCAUCCGUGAUAACAAUACCACACGUCCAAUUUCAACAACAUUUCAUAAAAAUUAA
Messenger RNA from Didymodactylos carnosus, 762 nucleotides. Lineage: Eukaryota; Metazoa; Rotifera; Eurotatoria; Philodinida; Philodinidae. The record is from the annotation of a GenBank genome assembly.